AUGACCAAUGGUGGCAGCCUGCCCCCAUCUCCGCCUUCCUCUCUGAGGGAUCCCUCAGGUCCCUCCAUGCAGCACCUGGAGGAUGGCCACUAUCUCUGGCCUUCUCCAGCUGUGAAUGGUUCAUUGGAACUGGAGCCUCAAAGGCAGCUCCCAGAGAUGCUAGGUAAGGCCUGGGAACCACCUCGAGGUGAUGGGCUGCUGCUGCUCACUGUCAUCAUCGUUGCCUUCAUCCUACUAGCUGUCUGCAUCGUGGUGGCCGUCCACUUUAGGCCUAAGCUGUACCAGGGCCAUGCUACUCUCCUUACAGAGCCACCAGCCCUAAAGCCAGAGGGUGGCGUUUACCUCAUCCACUGGCAGCCGCUGGGUUCCCAGGACAGUCACGGAGAAACCCAGCAGGGACCUCCUGUCCCUGGCUCUGGCCUUGCCCUAGAUGGGCACAGGCCCAGCACUGAUGAAGUCACGUAUCUAUAG
Messenger RNA from Nannospalax galili (Upper Galilee mountains blind mole rat), 471 nucleotides. It is a transcript of the gene Smim33, whose product is annotated as small integral membrane protein 33. The transcript has 2 exons. The coding region runs from base 1 to 471 and encodes 156 amino acids. NCBI's taxonomy places the organism in Eukaryota, Metazoa, Chordata, Mammalia, Rodentia, Spalacidae. The record is from RefSeq and is a predicted model, not a curated record.